UGGUAGUUCAAAUGUAAGGAAUAUUUCUGAUAACAACUGGAGGCCGGCGAUAUUUGAAAUAUGGUCGACAGUGUAAUAUGGAAGUUUUCCGUGUGUAUAUAUUCAUUAUGGUGAUAUAUUCGAGAAAAAAUUCAUCAGGAGCUUUAACAAACGAUCAUGUUUGUGGGAGACCGAUCGGGACAGAGUUUCGCCUGGAAGAAGACAGAAUCGUCGCCGGGUAUGACGUUGGAUAUUACAGAUAUCCUUGGUACGCUGCCCUAAUAAGGUACAACUCCGUAUCGUGUGGUGGCGCUCUCAUCGGACCAAGGACUAUUGUAACAGCUGCCCAUUGCUUCAAAGAGUACCUAAAUCUAGAAAGUAAAGGUUAUUUGAACCUGGCUUCAGUUUACACUGUAAAACUGGGAGCUUACAAUAUUUGCGAAACUGAACGGACUCGAAGGGACUACACUGUGGAGAAGGUACUUAUUCACGAAGAAUAUCAGAAGAAGAAACCCUACUUCGACAUAGCUCUACUGAUAUUAGCGGACGACACUAGCCAAUACCGGCCAAUUUGUUUACCACAGUCUGAACUCAAGAAAAAACCGGAAUCUGGUACCGUGCCCGGAUUGGGUGUCCUGAAAUACCAUGGAGCUAUGCCAUGUACCCUACAUGAAGCUAGACUGUUGGUCUACAACGAUACGGAUUGUUUCAACAUGAUAAAAAAUACAGGAAAUGAUGCAAAUGCCAUAAAAAAUGCAUUUUGUGCCGGUUAUAUCCAAGGAGGAAUAGAUACGUGUCAGGGAGACAGUGGAGGACCUUUUCAAUCAAUGAACUCGGAUGGGGAUUAUGUUUUACUAGGAAUCGUUUCAUUUGGAUUUCGUUGUGCGACUCCAGGGCUUCUAGGCAUGUACACAGAUGUAUCCGAGUAUCUCGACUGGAUUGAAGAAAAAACUGGACUAGACGCUGGAAUAAUUAAUGCGAUUUAUAACAAAACAACAACAACGAAACCUCCGAUCACUAGCACUGGUCUCGGGCACCAGAAGAGAAGACCUCAUUUUGGAAGACCGUUUCGACGUCCGAUCAGGAUUGUUGUUUACAGAAAUAAACAAUUUCAAUCGAUAACUAAAUCAAUUCUACAUCAUCCAAUCUUGAGAUAUACCUGAUUAUGUGUUUCAUAUAAACAAUAUAAUUAAUAUCAAAGGCAUUCAAGACAGUGUAUCUAGAAUAAGAAUAUCAAAC
This is a messenger RNA of Leptinotarsa decemlineata (Colorado potato beetle), 1218 nucleotides long. Its product is annotated as clotting factor G beta subunit. NCBI's taxonomy places the organism in Eukaryota, Metazoa, Arthropoda, Insecta, Coleoptera, Chrysomelidae. Gene Ontology annotation, biological process: proteolysis. Gene Ontology annotation, molecular function: serine-type endopeptidase activity. The record is from RefSeq and is a predicted model, not a curated record.